AUGUCCAUCCAGACAACAGAUGCUACUGAAGGUUCUGAUUCUUUGAAAUCUCUUUCUUUGAUCGCCUCCCAUUCUCAUAUCACCGGUUUAGGAUUAGAUGAACAAUUACAGCCUCGUCCAACUUCUGAAGGUAUGGUUGGCCAAUUGCAAGCUCGUCGUGCCGCAGGUGUUAUUUUGAAAAUGGUUCAAAAUGGUACCAUCGCAGGUAGGGCAAUUUUAGUUGCAGGUCCUCCAUCUACUGGUAAAACUGCACUAGCGAUGGGUUUAUCACAAUCUUUAGGUAAAGAUGUCCCAUUCACAGCAAUUGCUGGUUCUGAGAUUUUCUCAUUAGAAUUAAGUAAGACAGAAGCAUUAACUCAAGCAUUCAGAAAAUCCAUUGGGAUUAAAAUCAAGGAAGAAGCUGAACUAAUUGAAGGUGAAGUUGUUGAAAUUCAAAUCGAUAGAUCAAUUACUGGUGGCCACAAGCAAGGGAAAUUAACUAUCAAAACUACCGAUAUGGAAACCAUUUAUGAAUUAGGUAAUAAAAUGAUUGAUGGUUUGACUAAAGAAAAAGUUCUAGCUGGGGAUGUUAUAUCUAUUGAUAAAGCCAGUGGCAAAAUUACAAAACUAGGUAGAUCUUUCUCUAGAUCGAGAGAUUAUGAUGCAAUGGGAGCAGAAACAAGAUUCGUUCAAUGUCCGGAAGGGGAAUUACAAAAAAGAAAAACUGUUGUUCACACAGUUUCCUUACAUGAAAUAGAUGUCAUCAAUUCAAGAACACAGGGUUUCUUAGCUUUAUUUACUGGUGAUACUGGUGAAAUUAGAUCAGAAGUUAGAGAUCAAAUCAAUACAAAAGUUGCAGAAUGGAAGGAAGAAGGUAAAGCAGAGAUUGUUCCUGGUGUUUUAUUCAUUGAUGAAGUUCAUAUGUUAGAUAUUGAAUGUUUUUCAUUUAUUAAUAGAGCACUUGAAGAUGAAUUUGCACCUAUUAUAAUGAUGGCUACCAACAGAGGUAUUUCAAAGACAAGGGGCACUAAUUACAAAUCUCCACAUGGGUUACCAUUGGAUUUAUUAGAUAGGUCCAUUAUUAUUACCACAUCUGAAUAUAAUGAACAAGAAAUCAAGACAAUUUUGUCAAUUAGAGCACAGGAAGAAGAAGUUGAACUAUCAUCAGAUGCUUUAGAUCUUUUAACGAAGACUGGUGUAGAAACAAGUUUACGUUAUAGUAGUAAUUUGAUUUCUGUUGCACAACAGAUUGCAUUAAAAAGAAAGAGUAAUACUGUCGAUGUAAUUGAUAUUAAGAGAGCAUACCUUUUAUUCUUAGAUAGUGCAAGAUCAGUAAAAUAUGUUCAAGAUAAUGAAUCUAAUUAUAUUGAUGAUAAAGGUAAAGUGGACAUUAGAGUCAAUAAGACAGUUAAUGAGGAUGCAAUGGAUACAACAGAAUAA
This is a messenger RNA of Kazachstania africana CBS 2517, 1419 nucleotides long. RefSeq names its product RuvB family ATP-dependent DNA helicase reptin (gene RVB2). The record is from RefSeq and is a predicted model, not a curated record. Gene Ontology annotation, biological process: chromatin remodeling; box C/D snoRNP assembly; regulation of transcription by RNA polymerase II. Lineage: Eukaryota; Fungi; Ascomycota; Saccharomycetes; Saccharomycetales; Saccharomycetaceae. Gene Ontology annotation, cellular component: NuA4 histone acetyltransferase complex; Swr1 complex; Ino80 complex. Bases 1 to 1419 code for a protein of 472 amino acids. The transcript has a single exon. Gene Ontology annotation, molecular function: DNA helicase activity; ATP binding; ATP hydrolysis activity.